CUAUAACUGGUUAUAAUAAAUGGCAAAUAGGUAAUUUGUGGGGAACCUUAUUUGCUCUGUAAUUUGAAGAUGUGGACUUUGAAUGGAUUCGUUUUGAUGAUGCUCUUGGUAUUGGCUAAUUCGCAGUUGGAUUACACCGUGCACUUCAACUCCCCUCUCUACGUAUGCCCCGACGAGGUCAGUCAGGCUUUCGUGGACACGUCCGAGGUGCAGCUGAAGUGGUACAACGCUACCACUAACAUGAUGGUUGGCGCCAUCAACUACCUGAAGGGAUUCGAGCAAGACACUACGAUAGAACUGGUACUAGCAAAGGACUUGGGGGGAUCUUAUGAGAUAAUGUUGUCACAUGAGGUAUGCGACGCGUGCGCAGAGCUGGCCAACCCUUACAGCGCGUACGGGUUUUACAUGAGGAGAUUAGGCUUCCCUCGAGACUGCCCCUUUGAAGCCAAUAAAUAUCCCAUCAGAAAUUUAGAGGCAUAUCCGAGGAACCUACCAAUCGACAGUGACAUGGCAGGCAGCUACCAGCUGACGAUAAAUAUCAAGAAACGUGCAGACGAAGACUGCCUUCCUGAUGGCAUGACAUUCAUUGCGUGCGUCACAGUAGACUUGAUUGUUGAGCAUUUGUAA
Maniola jurtina (meadow brown) is the source of this 627-nucleotide messenger RNA. RefSeq lists its product as uncharacterized. Lineage: Eukaryota; Metazoa; Arthropoda; Insecta; Lepidoptera; Nymphalidae. The record is from RefSeq and is a predicted model, not a curated record. The transcript is spliced from 4 exons. The coding region runs from base 70 to 627 and encodes 185 amino acids.